This is a messenger RNA of Ilex paraguariensis (yerba mate), 1251 nucleotides long. The record is from the annotation of a GenBank genome assembly. NCBI's taxonomy places the organism in Eukaryota, Viridiplantae, Streptophyta, Magnoliopsida, Aquifoliales, Aquifoliaceae.
UGGAACACGGUUUUCAUGUUAAGUUCCUUGAAUGUUAUUCUAAAAAUGAGUUAACCUUAUUUGAAUAGCUAUUUUUGUCUUUUGGAUGUAUUUAACUGUAUGGAUUUGGAGGAUAAUUGGCGAUUGCCACAAUAAAGUCGAUUUUGCUAUCAAGUGUACAGCUGUUUUAUGGGCUCUAGUUCUCUGGUCAUUCUCAUCUCAAAUAUGAUAAACAGAGGCAUCAAUAGUCAGUCACCUGGUAAGCUGACAGUGUUGUUUCCUCUGAAGAUUUCAAGCCUGGUAUAUCUUAUUCUUCCUUCAACUACUGAUUGUCGGAUUGUUGAGAGCGUGGGCGAAGGAGUGACAGAAUUUAAAGAGGGGGACCAUGUGCUUACAUUAUUUACAGGAGAAUUUUCAAGUUUCAGCGAGUAUACAGUUGUGCACUCUGGAUGUGCUGUCAAAGUCACCUCAACCGCACCUCUAGAGAAAAUAUGCCUCCUUAGUUGUGGAGUGGCAGCAGGUUUGAGUUUGGAGGGGGAAAUAUGCAGGAGACUUGAUGCCAUAGAUGGAGGUUUAUCCUACAGAAGAGGCUUUAUUUCUUGGACUGUGACAGCUGAUGAGCUGCCUGGUAACAUUCAUGCUUUCACUUUGUUUGCUUCUUUCUGGGGUAUAUUUGGCACUGCUUCGAUCUAUCUCUGUCGUGUGUAUAUCUGGUCCACCAACUCAUUCUGUUCAGUGUGCCUCAGAAUUUUAGUUUGCGAUUGUACACUCACAACAGAGAAUUUGUUACUAGGUCUCGGUGCAGCAUGGAAGGUCGCUGAUAUUUCUGCAGGAUCAACGGUCGUCAUUUUUGGUCUUGGAACUGUUGGCCUUUCUGUUGCACAAGGUGCCAAACUUAGGAAAGCAUCUCGAAUAAUUGGCGUGGACACUAAUCCUGAAAAGAGUGAAAAAGCCAAGGCUUUCGGAAUAACAGAUUUUCUAAAUCCAAACGAGUGCGAUGAACCCAUUCAACAGGUUAUAAAGCGUAUUACUGAUGGGGGAGCAGACUACUCAUUCGAAUGUAUAGGAGACACCACAAUGAUAACAACCGCAUUACAGUCAUGUUGCGAUGGAUGGGGUUUGACUGUCACUCUUGGUGUACCAAAAGUGAAGCCAGAGAUAACAGCUCACUAUUCAUUAUUUCUGACUGGGAAGACAUUAAGAGGAUCUCUAUUUGGAGGAUGGAAACCAAAAUCUGAUCUUCCUUUACUAGUGGACAUGUAUGUAAGGGAG